AUGGCUCCGCCCGGCGGCUUUCCGUUCAGCCCACACCUGAUUUUCCAGGUUCUGGUCUUGGGAGCCGUCACCAUGUUCUCCAGUCGCGCCUCAGCAGCUGUACCUGCCGACCAUGGGCCGGGAGGAACCGCGCCGGUGCGGCCAUUCCGCCUCGACCAAGUGUCGCUCGGCAAUGGCUUGUUCCAAGAGAAGCGCGACCGUCUCAAGUCAUUCAUCGAAGAAUACGACGAGCGUCGCUUUCUGGUCCUUUUCAACAACCAAGCCGGCCGGCCGAACCCCGACGGGGUGGAAGUGCCUGGCGGAUGGGAGGACGGUGGGCUGCUCAGCGGGCAUUGGACUGGUCACUACAUGACUGCCCUGUCCCAGGCAUAUGCCGACAAGGGCGAGCACAUCUUCAAAGACAAACUCGACUGGAUGGUCAAGGAACUUGCCGCCUGUCAAAAGGCCAUCAACGCCCGGAUGGGGGACGGCGCCCCUGAAGGCUCCGGAGACGCCGCCUGGGUCCCCACGCAUCCGGGCUACCUAGGCGCGCUCCCAGAGGACACGGUCCUCCGACUCGGUCCGCCGCGCUGGGCAGUGUACGGAAGCAGCCUCACCAACAACACGUGGGCACCGUGGUACACGCAGCACAAGAUCAUGCGCGGGUUGUUGGACUCGUACUACAACACAAACAACUCCCAAGCCCUCGAUGUUGUUAAGAAGAUGGCCGACUGGGCGUAUCUGGCGCUGACCAUCGGCGACAAGAACAACCCCAAGUAUACUGGCAACCUGACUAGGGACGACCUGAACUACAUGUGGGACCUCUAUAUCGCCGGCGAGUUUGGCGGCGCCAACGAAGUGUUUCCGGAGGUCUACGAGCUGACCGGUGACGCGAAGCACCUGGAGACGGCAAAGGCAUUCGAUAACAGGGAGUCGCUUUUCGGCGCCGCCGUGGACAACCGAGACAUCCUCGUCGUGGCGCCGGAUCACAUACCGGGUCGCCGCCGCCAGGCGCGCCUGCACGCCAACACUCACGUCCCGCAGUUCAUCGGCUACAUGAGCGUCUACGAGCACAGCGGGGAGCAAGAGUACUUUGACGCGGCCAAAAACUUUUACAGCUGGGUGAUGCCGCAUCGCAGGUUCGCGCACGGCGGCAUCGGCGGCAACUACCCCGGGUCCAACGACAACCCCGAGCUGUUCCAGAACCGAGAUAAUAUUGCCAACGCCAUAGCGCAUAACGGCGCCGAGACGUGUACGACGUACAACCUGCUCAAGCUGGCGCGCUACCUCUUUCUUCACGAGCACGAUGCCACAUACAUGGACAACUACGAGCGCGGGCUGCUCAACAUGAUUGCUGGGUCUCGCGCGGACACAUCCAACAACAGCGAUCCGCAGGUCACCUACUUCCAGCCGCUCACUCCCGGCACCGUCCGGGACUUUGGCAACACGGGUACCUGCUGCGGUGGCACCGGGAUGGAGAGCCACACCAAGUACCAAGAGACGGUUUACUUCCGCUCGGCAGACGGAUCCGCCCUAUGGGUCAACCUGUACAUUCCGUCCACGCUCAACUGGGCAGCCAGGGGCUCCAAGGUCAAGCAAGAGACAACCUUUCCGCGUGCAGAUACGGCCAAGUUCACCAUCGACGGACAAGGCCCGCUCGAUCUCAAGCUGCGAGUGCCGGGUUGGGUGCGAAAGGGCUUCAAGGUCACCAUAAACGGACACGCGAUCCCCGGCGCAGAAGCGAAGCCUGGUUCGUACCUCACCUUGAGUCGGACCUGGAAGCGCUGCGACGUGGUCGAAGUGAAAAUGCCAUUUACCAUACGGGCCGAGCGCGCUCUGGAUCGUCCGGACACGGAGUCGCUCAUGUGGGGACCAGUCGUGCUGCAAAUUAUUGGCAAUGCCACCACGGAGAGCGGAUAUCACGAGCUGUCCCUCUACCGUUACCUGAAGCGCGAUGGGGAUUACUCCCGGGCCGCCGUGAAGCAACACGGGACAACCUCGACUGGCGACCCGCUCUUCAAGACAACCGACGGCCUUCUUGUGCGCCCGUACUACAUUGGAGACCAGAGUGCAACCUCAUCCUACUUUCGCCGGGUUGAACCAGACGUUGUCUUUGGCACUAUCAAUACUAAAGUGCCGAAUCGCAAGCGCAAUGACCACUUGCCAAAUUAUGAUGUACCGGUUGAGGGGGUCACGUCGCCGGGAACGGAUGGGCCGACCUUUCUCGACGUGGUGUGGGAUCAGGCGCCCUUUGCGACACACGCCGCAUUUAUACAUGCAGUCACCUCUACGGCAAACGCGUUCGUGAAAGAUGGGACUUACACUUCCAAGGAGCGGGAUAUAAUCAUCAAGAAAGCUCAGGCGGCAGAAAAGGAACUUAGUCCGUAA
Purpureocillium lilacinum is the source of this 2367-nucleotide messenger RNA. RefSeq lists its product as uncharacterized. The record is from RefSeq and is a predicted model, not a curated record. Gene Ontology annotation, biological process: carbohydrate metabolic process. NCBI's taxonomy places the organism in Eukaryota, Fungi, Ascomycota, Sordariomycetes, Hypocreales, Ophiocordycipitaceae.